This is a messenger RNA of Carlito syrichta (Philippine tarsier), 1777 nucleotides long. RefSeq names its product t-complex 11 (gene TCP11). The record is from RefSeq and is a predicted model, not a curated record. Gene Ontology annotation, cellular component: acrosomal vesicle; sperm flagellum. NCBI's taxonomy places the organism in Eukaryota, Metazoa, Chordata, Mammalia, Primates, Tarsiidae. The transcript is spliced from 9 exons. Gene Ontology annotation, biological process: regulation of sperm capacitation. The coding region runs from base 73 to 1581 and encodes 502 amino acids.
CCCGGCAGAUGGGAGCCUCUUCCCCGAUGCCAACGGCAUGCCUUUCUCCCCGACCCAGGUGCCAUCCGCAAAAUGCCAGACGUCGAGGAGAGCGUGCCCCCGAAGGACCCUGGCGACGCAGAGGGCAGGUCCUGUAAGCCCGAAACCUCACGACCGGCCCAGGACGACAAGAGUGGCCCAGAGGACCCCUCUGUCCUUCUUCCUGUCACAGGUCUGGCAGAGACAGUUCAUGCAGUUUCCGAGCUGAACAACAAGACUGAAGGGAACCAUGAUGACCUCAUAGAAGAGAAGCUUCUGCCUCCAAGCAGUCUAGGGGGCAAGGGCAAGGAGACGAUGCACAAUGCCUUUUGGGACCAUCUUAAAGAGCAGCUAUCAGCCUCUCCCCCCGACUUCAGCUGUGCUCUUGAACUGCUGAAAGAAAUUAAAGAGAUCUUACUGUCACUGCUAUUACCACGCCAGAACCGCCUCCGAAGUGAGAUCGAAGAAGCUCUGGAUACGGACUCGCUCAAGCGGGAGGCAGAACGUGGGGCCCUGGAUGUGCCUUAUCUCUCCAAGUAUAUUCUCAACAUGGUGACUCUGCUGUGCACACCAGUUCGAGACGAAGCAGUGCAGAAACUAGAAGACAUUUCAGACCCUGUUUGGCUCCUGAGAGGGACCUUCCAGGUUCUGGGCCUGAUGAAAAUGGACAUGGUGAACUACACUAUCCAGAGCCUUCAGCCCCGCCUGCAGGAACAUUCUGUCCAGUACGAGCGGGCUCAAUUCCAGGAACGUCUCCAAAAGCAGCCCGACCUCCUUGAUCACACCACCAAAUGGCUGACCCAAGCAGCUGCAGACCUCACCACACUGCCUCCGACUUGCCCUGACACUCCGGACUCCUCCAGCGUGGCCGGCUCCUCUCCUGAGGCAGCCAACAACCCAGAGCCCCUCAGCCCCUCAAUGGUGCUGUCCCAGGGCUUCCUGAACCUUCUUCUCUGGGACCCUGAAAACGAAGAGUUCCCUGAGACCCUGCUGAUGGACAGAGCCCGGCUGCAGGAGCUGGAGGCCCAGCUACACCAGUUGACCAUCGUGGCCUCAGUCUUGCUAGUGGCCAGUAGCUUCUCUGGCAGUGUCUUGUUUGGCUCACCCCAGUUUGUGGAUAAGCUGAAGCGCAUAACCACUUCCCUGAUGGAGGACUUUAACUCCAGGCCUGAGGAGACUAUGCUGACUGUGAGUGAACAGGUAUCUCAGGAAAUCCAUCAAAGCCUCAAGAACAUGGGCCUUGCUGCUCUGAGCAGUGACAGUGCAACAUCUCUGACAGGACAGCUCCAGGACAUUGCCAAGAAGGAGAACUGUGUCCGCGGUGUCAUUGACCAGCGGAUCCACUUGUUCCUCAAAUGCUGUUUGGUUCUUGGCGUGCAGCGGUCUCUGCUAGACCUCCCUGGAGGCCUUACUCUGAUUGAGGUAGAGCUGGCAGAACUGGGCCAAAAGUUUGUCAACUUGACAUAUCACAAUCAGCAGGUGUUUGGCCCCUACUACACCGAGAUCCUGAAAACACUCAUCUCCCCGGCUCUGACACUGGAAACAAAAGUGGAGUCUCUCUGAUAGCGUGGCUCAGAGGCCUGGCAUCUUGGACCCAGGAGACAGGCUUAUCAUUUUCCUGGGGUAACAUCCCCAGUGACCAGCAGAGCAGCAACCCCCCCCCCACCAAAUCCUCCAGCCAGUCCACCAGGGCUAUAGGGAUCACGCAUGUGAACACCAACUGGCCCAAACCCAUUCACUAAUAAACUUCUGAACUGCA